Lycium barbarum (goji berry) is the source of this 872-nucleotide messenger RNA. RefSeq names its product protein CYSTEINE-RICH TRANSMEMBRANE MODULE 10-like. Bases 162 to 497 code for a protein of 111 amino acids. NCBI's taxonomy places the organism in Eukaryota, Viridiplantae, Streptophyta, Magnoliopsida, Solanales, Solanaceae. The record is from RefSeq and is a predicted model, not a curated record. The transcript is spliced from 3 exons.
UUGAAUUAUCUUCUGACGUGCCUCUACUUAUUAAGUUUCCUCCACCUUAGCACCUAAGUUUAAAAACAUUUCUGUAUUUAGCUAAUCUACCAUACCUCUCUUCAUUUUCAUUCAAAUUUCCACAACCAUCCAUCAAACAAUCAAUUUUCAAGAUUUCCCAAAUGAGUUACCAGCAUGUUCAUGAAGGUCCCUACCCUCCACCAGGGUAUGGACCACCGCCGCCCCAACCACAAGGAUACCCACCGCCAGGGAUGCCAGCGCCACCAGGGUACUACAAUGCAGGGUACCCUCCUCCACCGCCACCUCCCGGACCCCACAGUUAUCAGGGAUACUUUAAUGAUCAAUACCCUCCACCACGACCACCACCAUAUCAAACCUACUCUGGCCAGGGUGGUGACUAUUAUGGCGAUGACAAUGGUUGCUCUUCAUUCCUAAAAGGAUGUUUGGCUACUCUUUGUUGUUGCUGUCUUUUGGAGGAGUGCACUAGGUGCUUCUAGUUUGCUUCUUGUCAUCUGCGAAAUAUUGUCAGCUCAUCAAAUUGCUACUUAUUGUGGACAUAAUCUUGAAAAUGUCAGGAGACUCCUCUGUAAAAGGUUUAUUACGUAUGUGCGAAGAACUUGUACUGUCAAUACUUUUAUUGUUCGUUAUUUUGUCUUGUGGCAAUUGAAUUGUGAAGGAUGCGUUUGUGCUAGAAAUAUAUUAGUACACUUCUGGCUUUGCUAAGAUGUAAUCGUCCUGUUACAGUCAUAUGUUUGUGGAUGUCAUGUUCCUUAAAUUUACAGAUUGUUAUUAUAUGUAUUUCUCACGUAGAGCCAACAAGCUUAAAAUUGUAAAAGUCAGUGUUAAUACAAGUCAAGUUUGUCAUUGUACUA